Molecule: messenger RNA, 1041 nt
Organism: Hermetia illucens (black soldier fly)
Lineage: Eukaryota; Metazoa; Arthropoda; Insecta; Diptera; Stratiomyidae
Product: agrin-like
Exons: 6
Coding region: 122-952 (276 amino acids)
Biological process (GO): multicellular organism development; cell differentiation
Molecular function (GO): protein binding
Source: RefSeq, a predicted model, not a curated record
CGUGAUAAUAAAUGAAUGGAGGCUAGAUAACAAUUGCUUUGUUGGGUUGGCUGAAUAAAUUCGCAAGGUUUGAGUCACAUUACUCAAUGUGAGUUGUAAGUGAAAGAAAGUUUUUACAAUUAUGAAGGAGUUUUUAUUAUCCUGGACGAUAGUGACCGUUGUGGUCCUAGUAAAUGGUCAGGCAGAUCCUUGUGCGGUAAGAUGUAACCAGAACGUAAAGGCACCCGUUUGCGGAUACAACGGAAUGGACUACAAAAUUUUCCAAAACGCAUGUCUUAUGUUAACAGAAAAUUGUGGAGCUGCGAAUGAAUGGCAAGAGACCAAAAUGAGCCAGUGUUACAAACGAUCCGUUAAAAGUGAGAAACGAUGUAACUUCAAUUGCAGUACCGAACGACAUCCCAUUUGUGGUUCUCUUGGGGAUCAUUACCAGCUUUUUGAUAAUGAAUGUCUGCUCAGAGAACAAAAGUGCCGAGACAGAGGAUUGUGGAUUCAACAUCCAAAGAGCCACUGCGAUCUCAUGGCUGAAGAGAGUAAAAGAUCAGUUGAAGAAUGCCCCAGAAUUUGCCCCAUGAAUUAUCAACCUAUUUGCGCGACAGAUGGAAGGACUAAUAAAAUUUUCAGCAAUCAGUGUGAAAUGAAUGUAGCUAAUUGCAAUGAAAACAAAAAAUGGUUGAGAGCACGAUCCAAUGCUGCAUGUGGUGGACAAGAAGGCAUGUUCGGUGUCGUUCAGGUGGGUGACAAUAGGGAACAAGAGGAUGAUUCUUGUCCAGAAAGGUGUGAAUAUGAAGCUUCAUAUGUGUGUGGCUUCAACGGUGAACAAUAUCGUAUUUUUGGCAAUAAUUGUACUUUCAAAUUGGUUGCAUGUAGGAGUAAGGAAAACUGGACCCUGAAGCCGCUGUCCGAAUGUGAUGGGAAGGACGAUUGGUAUUUCCCACUAUUAAAUGAUCCAUAAUCAAAUAGUUACUUUCAAUAACUACAAAAAUCAAUUUUUAAAAAUAUUUGGAAAAUAAUAAAGAUUUCCAAAAUGUUUAAGCAAAUGAA